Molecule: messenger RNA, 1701 nt
Organism: Hyaloperonospora brassicae
Lineage: Eukaryota; Oomycota; Peronosporomycetes; Peronosporales; Peronosporaceae
Source: the annotation of a GenBank genome assembly
AUGCACAACCGCUUCCCACUGCCCGACGGCUUUUUCCCAGCGAUCCACUUGACAAGCGCCGACGUUGAGCGCUACGAGGCGCAGAUGGAGGCGAUCGUCGACAACGCGCUGGCAGAGUACGAGCUGCACGAGGCCAAGGGGUCGUACCCCGUCUACCGCGCGCCGUGGAGCCUCCUGAACAAAGUGGAGAGCCUCAGUGCGAUCAAGAAGGAGACCUUCGAGGACUUGCAGACCAGCGAGGCGCGUAUCUUUGGCCGCAUGAACGGCAAUUACCGCCACUUUAUCGACUUUUUCUACGCCGAGACGUCGGCGGAGCUGUUCACGUGGAACCAGUUCAUGUUUGGGUACGCGACGGACGCGGCUGUGCUCAAGAACAUUUACACGGUGGCGUCUGGGAAACAGUGUCUCUACAUGGGCAUCAAGUGGACGUGUCUGAACCCGUCGCAGCUCGUGAAAAAGCGCGACAACUGCUACAUGGAGUACCUCAUCUACACGAAAGAUCGACGUGGCCGCGACGUGGGCGUCCGCGUGACGCUUCCACUCGACAUUCCCGAGUGCCCCGAGCUGCCGAAGAGGUUCCGGACGAAGCGCAUUCGUCUCAACACGGUGUGGAUCUCCAGACCCGCUGACCGCAAGUCGAACGUCACCGAGUUCUUCAUGAUGUCGCAGAACAAUUUCAACGGCCUCGCAGUCACCGCCAGCUACUACAAGCGCAUGAUGAACAUCCUCAUCAACAUGGCGGUCUUCGUCGACUCGCGGCGCAUCCUGAUGCUCGGAGUCAUGGCUCGAAAGUGCUGGGCGAAGUCGAGCUCGCGCAAAAGUUGCAGUGUGUGCUCCCGCAAGUUUGGCGCGACACGCCACCGCCACCACUGUAGGCUGUGCGGAGAACUCAUUUGCCGGCGCUGUGCUAUCGUUCGUGACGCCGUCAAGGACGAGAAGCCGAACAGUGCGGCGACGUCGAACAGAACGUUUGACAUUGUCAAGACGAAGUUCUGCGUUCUGUGUGUGACGAAGAUGCGAAGCUGUUGCACCAAUACGUUGAUCCCUGUGCUGAGUGACAAAUUAUCGAUUGCCGCUUGUGAGGACAUGGACUUCGACACCUCUUGCAAUUCGGUCGUGACUGAGACUGAGACCGAAUCUGAAGGCGGCCGCGCUUCCUUGUUCUCCAUGUCGGCAGGAACUGUGAAAGGCCAAUCGCUGCAACUAUCGCCACAUACAGCGGCGACUGUUGACCCGGAUGAUGGCAUGGUAUCGUUUGUGUCGAAAGCGGAUGUGGAUGAUGACCAGUCCAUGACCGUUCUAGCCGAUCACCUAAGGACGACUCACGGAUGUAUCGCAGAAGAGAUCGCGGAGAUUAUCGACACGAUCGAUAUGUUACCGGUCUCUUCCCUUCACUCCUCCCUACGCCGAAGUGAAUCAACUCGGAACCGUGACGCGGAUGAUGAAGACGGUAUAACGGGCUUUAAUAAUGGCCCCAGUUGGUCUCCUCUCCAGUUCAAGGCCUCCCCUCGAUCCAUUGGCCAAUGUCUUGCAGAACAGGAGGAGCUGCUUCGCCUCAUGUUGUCGGCAAGCAGUUUGCGCCACCUGACUGCUGCUGCUAAUGCGCAAAAUAGUGAGAUCCUGAGUAAGAGCGGGUGUAGCAUUUCUAGUAGCACGCAGUCGACCGAGUCAUGCGUCAGUGCCACACCCUUUGAGUGUUAG